Molecule: messenger RNA, 1389 nt
Organism: Penicillium waksmanii
Lineage: Eukaryota; Fungi; Ascomycota; Eurotiomycetes; Eurotiales; Aspergillaceae
Exons: 2
Coding region: 1-1389 (462 amino acids)
Biological process (GO): glycerophospholipid biosynthetic process
Cellular component (GO): mitochondrion
Source: RefSeq, a predicted model, not a curated record
AUGCCUCGCUUCUCCGAUGCUGACCUCGGCGGCGACAAUACCAGCCCCAGUGGUCCUCCCCCUGCCCCCAGCGACGGUGCUUCUCGCGAGGGCCAGCCCGGUGUCACCAUCCCCGUCGACAACCACAACCACACCAUUGAGAUCCCUGCCACUCGCAGCUCCAUCAGUGAUACUCAUAUGCAGCGCCUGAGCCUGUCUCCCUCCAUGCGGGACCGCCGGGGUUCUCGCAACUCCUUUGGUGUCUCUCUGCCCAUCCCCGUUCCCCGCGCAGGUCGCGUGCAGGACACCCACAAGGAGAAGGUCGAGAAGGUCAAGAACAUGUGCUUCGCUUUCGACAUUGACGGUGUGCUGGCACACGGCAACAUCGCGAUCGAAGAGGCCAAGACUGUCCUGAAGAUUCUGAACGGCGACAACGAGCUCGGCAUCCAAUUCCCCUAUAUCCUCCUCACCAACGGUGGUGGUAAGACCGAGGAAGCCCGCUGCCAGCAGCUGUCUGAGGUCCUGGGCUUCCCCAUUUCCACCGACCAGUUCAUCCAGUCUCACACUCCCAUGCAGGCUCUUGCGGAGUACUACGACAACGUCCUAGUCUGCGGUGGCGAGAGCAACAACAUCCGUGGCGUUGCCGAGAACUACGGUUUCAAGAACGUCGUUAUCCCCAAGGAUAUCCUCGCCUGGGACCCCACUAUCUCCCCUUGCCGCAAGUUCACCGAGGAGGAGAAGAAGGAGGCUAAGGUCCGUGACUUCGCCAAUUUCAAGUUCGACGCCAUCAUGUGUUUCGCCGAGUCCCACGAUCAGAGCACUGAGUACCAGAUCAUUCUGGAUCUGCUCCUUUCCGCCAACGGCCGCCUCCUCACCCGCGCCAAGGAUCCCGCCGCCCGCGAUGCCGUUGCCGGCCACAUCCCCAUCUACUUCUCACAGGGUGAUCUGCUUUGCCCCACCGAGCACAAGGGUCCCCCUCGUCUGCACCUGGGUGCCUUCCGCGUUGCCCUGGAGGCUCAGUACAAGGCUCUGACCGGCCGUGACCUCGAACGUAUCGUCUACGGUAAGCCCGAGCGUGCUACCUACAUCGUCGCCGACGAAGUCAUCAAGUCCUGGAUGGAGGAGAUUCACGGCCAGAAGACCCUGCCCGAGAACAUCUACAUGAUCGGAGACAACCCCCAGUCCGACAUCAUCGGUGGUAACCUGUACGGAUGGAACACCUGUCUCGUCCGCACCGGUGUCUUCCAGGGCGGCAAGAACGACAUUAACAACCCUGCCAACUUCGGUGUCUUCGACCACGUCCUCGACGCCGUCAAGGCUGCCAUCAAGAAGGAGCUUGGCGACGACUUCAAGUUCGAGUGGAACCCUCCCAACCCCACUGCCACUGCUUCCUCCGCUAUCCUGGAGUAA